Kluyveromyces lactis is the source of this 1320-nucleotide messenger RNA. It is a transcript of the gene SWD1, whose product is annotated as COMPASS subunit protein SWD1. Bases 1 to 1320 code for a protein of 439 amino acids. Gene Ontology annotation, cellular component: Set1C/COMPASS complex. The record is from RefSeq and is a predicted model, not a curated record. Gene Ontology annotation, molecular function: protein binding. NCBI's taxonomy places the organism in Eukaryota, Fungi, Ascomycota, Saccharomycetes, Saccharomycetales, Saccharomycetaceae. The transcript has a single exon.
AUGGCAAACCUCUUGUUACAGGACCCCUUUGGUGUCUUGAAGGAAUACCCUGAGAAAUUGACCCAUACGUUGGAAGUUCCUGUUGCUGCGGUAUGUGUGAAGUUCAGCCCCAGAGGAGAUUACUUAGCCGUUGGUUGUUCUAAUGGUGCCAUUAUCAUCUACGAUAUGGAUAGUUUGAAGCCAAUUGCUAUGUUGGGUACGCAUUCUGGUGCUCAUACAAGAUCCGUACAGUCAGUCUGUUGGUCAAACGACGGUCGAUAUCUGUGGUCCAGUGGUAGAGAUUGGUACGCCAAGCUUUGGGAUAUGACUCAACCGACCAAGUGUUUCCAACAGUACAAGUUCGAUGGUCCGUUAUGGUCUUGCCAUGUGGUACGAUGGAACGUAUGCAUAGUGACUGUGGUUGAAGAGCCAACCGCAUAUGUAUUAACGUUAACAGACCGACAGAAUGCGUUUCAUUGUUUCCCGCUAUUGGAACAAGAUCAAGAUAUCUCUGGACAUGGAUACACCUUAGUCGCUUGUCCACACCCAACUAUAGAAUCCAUUAUCAUUACGGGGACCUCAAAGGGAUGGAUUAAUGCGUUUCAAUUGGAUCUUGAAUCUGGGUUCGAGGAUAAGAUACGAUGCUGUUAUGAAGAGAAAAUCGCUAAUGCUAAUAUAAAACAAAUCAUUAUAUCACCAUCAGGGACUAGAAUCGCCAUCAAUGGCUCGGAUAGAACCAUAAGACAGUACCAAUUGAUAGUAGAAGAUAAUGAGAGCGAAGGGGGUUCUUCACACUCAGUUUCGAUUGAAUUGGAACACAAGUACCAGGAUAUUAUCAACAGAUUGCAAUGGAAUACAAUAUUCUUUAGUAACCAUUCUGGAGAAUAUCUAGUAGCAAGUGCCCACGGUUCUUCUGCCCAUGAUUUAUAUUUAUGGGAAACAAGCUCUGGUAGUCUUGUGCGAGUCUUAGAAGGUGCAGACGAAGAACUAUUGGACAUAGAUUGGAAUUUUUACAGUAUGCGAAUCGCAAGUAAUGGUUUCGAAUCUGGAUGGGUUUACAUGUGGUCCAUAGUAAUACCACCGAAAUGGAGCGCUCUUGCUCCAGAUUUCGAAGAAGUGGAAGAGAACAUCGAUUACCAAGAGAAAGAAAACGAAUUCGAUAUAAUGGACGAUGAUAACAAUCUACAGGCCAUGACGGAAGCAGAAGAAAUCGCAAUAGAUUUAUGUACUCCAGAAAAAUACGACGUUAGAGGAAACGAUAUAUCAAUGCCAAGUUUUGUUAUACCUAUAGAUUACGAAGGUGUCAUCAUUCAACAACAUUGGGCUCAUCAGGAGCAGUAA